AUUAUGAGUCACUGUUUCUGCCAAAUAAUGUUAACCCCUCAUUGGAAAAUACCCACAUAGGAAAGUGAGCGAUUUUGCUAAGAUACACGAUGAGUUCGAGGAAAGAGAGGCUGGUUCUGAUGGAGCCUCAGGAGAGGCUGAAGCUCCUCACCAACAACAGUAACAAUGUCGAGGUUGACCCAAACAUUCCACCUGGGAGGUAUUAUCGAUCUGGCAUUGAGCUCAUUCGAAUGGCCAAUGUUUAUUACACAGAGGGCAGCUACGAGAGUGCUUAUGUGCUUUAUAUGAAGUAUAUGACAUUAUUCAUAGAAAAGAUUCGGAAGCAUCCUGCAUUCAAAGAUGUGCCUCUGACCACAAAGGAGAUCAAUAAGCAGCAACUUAGGGAGAUCAUUCCAAAGGCUGAGAAGUUGAAGAAGGAAUUGCUAGAUCAAUAUACCAAAGAAUAUUUGCUAUAUAAGAGUAUUAAAGAGAAAGAAGAUGAGGAAGAGAGGAGAGCCACAGAAGAGGAAGAGGAACGGUCUAGGAGUAGGAGUACCAGCAAAACGAAAAGCACUCAGGGUCAAUCGACUUGGAUCGGGACGUCUUUGGUCUUGCCACCUACCGAUAUAGAUAACAUUAAUUAUCCCGAUCCGAACAUCGCCGUCAACGAGUUCAGGCCUUCUAUACCGGACAAGAGUUCUAAGCCCACGUUUCCGACCUCUUCGACAGUCUUGCAACCGAUCGUUGAUAGAAGCAGUAAACCAUCGUCAAUUAGCAGCCAAACGGCGGUUUCCGGUCUUCGAAGUGUCGUGGUUCCAACCUGCGUCAUGCCUAGGUUUUUGCUGCUCGCCAAGAAUAACACUCUGGCUAAUAAAGAAACUUGCGGGAUUUUAGCUGGAACUCUGGAAAUGAAUCAAUUGAUAAUCACCCAUGUGAUAAUUCCUAAACAGAAGGGAACUUCAGACUCUUGUCUGAUGAUGAAUGAGGAAGAGACUUUCGAUUAUCAGGACCAACAUAAUUUGAUCACCAUAGGAUGGAUUCAUACUCAUCCCACCCAGACUGCAUUUUUGUCGAGCGUAGAUCUGCAUACGCAUUGUCCGUAUCAAUUGUUGAUGCCCGAAGCUAUUGCCAUCGUCUGUGCACCUAAAUAUAAUGAUACGGGUAUUUUCGUAUUGACACCCGAUUACGGAUUGGAUUACAUUCUGAACUGCAGACUUUCCGGAUUUCAUCCGCAUCCCACCGACCCGCCUCUCUUUAUGGCUGCCGAACACAUAAAGAUGAAUGGAUCAGCGCCUCUGGAGGUGCUGGAUCUUCGUGAUAAGAAAUAACACUGAAACGGAAAUAUUUAUGAACUUAUCAGAUAAAAUAUAUAUAUAUUUGAACAAAUAUUAUAUAUACAUACAAAAAGCGCUAUUUUUACUAUUUCUAUAUUGAAUCACUAUAUACAUAGCUUUUCUAAUUGUAAUUGCAUUUUUUUGGGUUCUCAUGUUGAAGUAUAAUAGCAAUACUCGUCGAAGCGUUCCGACUUUGAAUCACGUUUUCUUUUGCGCUUUUUAAAAAAAGGAGUAUUGCCGCACGAACACGUAUCGUGUUUCAGCUAGAAGUAAAGUGAAACUAUAAUUUAUUUAUUUCUUUUAUAUAUUAUUCCAUAUGUUGUUGAGCAUUCAAUGUUUAUUGUUUUCCAUUUGUUUACUUAUUGAAAAAACGAAAGUAAUAAAACCUUCUUAUGACGUUCGAA
Nicrophorus vespilloides is the source of this 1717-nucleotide messenger RNA. Its product is annotated as STAM-binding protein. The transcript is spliced from 8 exons. Gene Ontology annotation, cellular component: membrane; endosome. Gene Ontology annotation, biological process: protein K63-linked deubiquitination. The record is from RefSeq and is a predicted model, not a curated record. NCBI's taxonomy places the organism in Eukaryota, Metazoa, Arthropoda, Insecta, Coleoptera, Silphidae. The coding region runs from base 90 to 1307 and encodes 405 amino acids. Gene Ontology annotation, molecular function: protein binding; K63-linked deubiquitinase activity; metal-dependent deubiquitinase activity.